UUUGCGUAAAUUACAUGCUUUUAUACAAAAUAUAUCAAUAUUUUAGCAUAUGUCAUGUAUAUUUACACUUUCAGGGGUUUUUCUUUAAAUGAUGCACUGGCUAUGCUGGAGGAGGAGGAAGAUAUGAUAGAGCACGUUGAGUCAUUGACUAUUUCUCCGCCCGAAAAUGCCACGGAUUCUCAAACUGAUGAAGAUUCUGGUGACGAAGACACGCUUACGAUAAAUAAUCUACCUGCUAAGCAGCUUAGAGCGCCUGCUGAAAUAAAUUUUCAUAAAUAUAAUACAAGGCAAAACAUUUCCUCUAAUUCCUCAAAUCUAAAAGAUGACAAAAAUGCCCCAUCAGUGGAAGAAUAUGAAACGCCAUCAAAGAGAACAAAAACAAUAAAGAGAAAAAAGAUUUAUAAAUGGGAAACCGAAGAUUUGGUGUAUGAUGGUGAAGAAUUUAGUAACGAUGAAGAAGAAAUGCCUCUGCAAACCCCUUUAGAUAUGUUUUCUUUAUUUUUUGAUGACAAAAUAUUGGAACUAAUAGUUGUCGAAUCAAAUCGAUAUGCAGGGCAACAAAAUCAUUGCCUGAAAAUAGAAAAACAUGAGAUAAAAGCAUUCAUUGGAGUGUUAUUACUCAGUGGAUAUGUGCCAGUUCCGAGGCGGAGAAUGUUCUGGGAAAACGAAAGAGACAGUCACAAUGUACUGGUUUCUGAAGCUUUGUCAAGAAAUAAAUUUGAAUAUAUUUUAUCUCACUUUCACCUAACUGACAACGUCACUAUAAAUACAUCCGACAAAUUUGCUAAAGUUAGGCCAUUGUUCGAUCACCUCAAUGCUGCAUUUUUGAAAUUUGGUAAAUGUGAGGAAAUGCACUGUGUUGACGAAGCCAUGGUACCAUAUUACGGCCGCCAUGGCUGCAAACAAUUUAUUCACAAUAAGCCAAUUCGCUAUGGCUACAAACUUUGGGUAGGAGCAAGUAGAUUAGGCUACGUAAAUUGGAUGGAACCCUACCAAGGUGCUACCACAAAUAUUAGCGAAAAGUAUAUUGAUUAUGGAGUAGGGCCAUCUGUUGUUUUGGAGUAUGCUGACGUUUUAAGAACUAGGUGGCCUAAUAAACGGAUGCACCUAUUUUUUGAUAAUUUCUUUUCCACGUUAUCUUUGUUAGAAUUGCUAUCGGAGAAAAAUUUUAACGCUACCGGAACAAUACGUGAAAAUCGCAUAUCUAAUGGGCCACUGACAAACUCAAAAGAAAUAAAAAAGGAAGCUCGAGGCGUUUUCGAUUUCAAAAAAACAGAAAACCAGAACAUUAUUGUCGUGAAGUGGCAUGACAACAGCAUUGUCACCCUGUGCUCAAAUGCAGUAGGCGUAAACCCCCUGCAUAGGGUGAAAAGAUUUUCACGAAAAGAACGGACAAAUAUUCAGGUGUCGCAGCCACAUCUGAUAAACUUGUACAAUGCAAACAUGGGCGGAGUAGACAGAUGUGACCAAAAUUGUGGCACACUGUAUUGA
Molecule: messenger RNA, 1491 nt
Organism: Diabrotica virgifera virgifera (western corn rootworm)
Lineage: Eukaryota; Metazoa; Arthropoda; Insecta; Coleoptera; Chrysomelidae
Product: piggyBac transposable element-derived protein 3-like
Exons: 2
Coding region: 55-1491 (478 amino acids)
Molecular function (GO): sequence-specific DNA binding
Source: RefSeq, a predicted model, not a curated record